Molecule: messenger RNA, 1355 nt
Organism: Brassica napus (rape)
Lineage: Eukaryota; Viridiplantae; Streptophyta; Magnoliopsida; Brassicales; Brassicaceae
Product: protein NOI4-like
Exons: 3
Coding region: 902-1150 (82 amino acids)
Source: RefSeq, a predicted model, not a curated record
ACUCGGUCAGUAAAGUUUGGCUUCGAGGACAUUGCUUUUAGAUUUGGAUUACACUGUUAUUAUUUGAAUAUCGCAAGGGCCUUUGUAUUAAGUUGAAAAGUAACUAUUUUAUAGAUCGGGAAUCCGUGGGCAAAUAGUAAGAAGAAGGCCUUGGGAUCUCACCACAUUUCAAUUUCGAUCCAACUGUCAUACGAAAUUAAGUCACAUUUUUCUGGUCACCGUAUACGGAUAUGGGUCUAUCAGUGGGAUGCACUUCUCAUCCAGGGAUUAAGUCUGUAUCUUUAAUAGAUUCGGGUUUAAUUUUUUUUCUUUUAAAAAAAAAAAGUAAUUAUUUUAUACUAAUAAAAAGGCAUUGCAGACUUGACGAAGCUUUUAUUUAUUUAUUCGAACGCCAACCAUUUGCGAUCCUAGAAGGCAUAUAGUAGCAGCCCACCAUAACAGAGGUAGAUUAUAAUAUACAGGCUUUUGACACGACCUUAGCUAGACUACUAGAAACUAAUUAAACAUAGCAGUAGACUAUAACCAUACAGAUUCGAAAAAUUCUUCUAAGGCUGUUGAAAGUUGGUCUAAUACCAUUGAUGCAUAGUGAAAUUGGUGGAGAAGACGAGAACAUUUGCCUAUACUCCACGUUUUUAGUCUUUGUUCACCAAUAUAUUUAUAUAUAUAUAUAUAUAUAUAUAUAUAUAUUUAAUUUGCUAAUUAAUUUAUUUUAGGUAUAUCUGUUGGGAAAGACGCGGGAAGGAGAAAAGGUGUAUGAAACCAAAGGAGAUUGAUGUGUUUCAACGACGACGUGGUCUUCCUUUCUCAUCCUUUAUAUUAAAACUUCAUCUCCUCUUCCCAUAUCAUCAUCAAUAUUCUCUCCUCUUAUCAUAUUCAAGAUCCUCUGUUCUAAUUUGGACAAAUGGCCACGGGAAACAAAGGAAGACAACUGCCAAAGUUUGGGGAAUGGGACGCCACUAAUCCAGCCUCAGCACAAGGGUUCACCGUCAUCUUCAACCAGGCUCGUGACGACAAGAAGACCAAGAAAACAGCUGUCGCGGGACCUGAGAGUCUGGUUACAGGUCCAGAGCCUCAGAGUAAAAACAACCAUCAGAAGAAACGUAAUCCUCAACCUCCACGAGAAAAGAAGGGAUGGCUUUGUUUCCGCUAACUCGGUUGAAGAAGUCGAUGAUAAGGAAGCAGAACCAGUGAGCUGUUGCAAACUUGUCUUCUUCUUGCUUCACUUUUUUGGGGUACAAAAAUAAAUUAUAGUUUUACAUUGUUCUUGGUUCGAAUAUAUAAAGAUUGAGAUAUGUCCUUAGUAGUCAUGUAAUACAAAACUGCAUAAACGUCAUGUUAUAUGUCUGAAUACUCAA